This is a messenger RNA of Porites lobata, 369 nucleotides long. Lineage: Eukaryota; Metazoa; Cnidaria; Anthozoa; Scleractinia; Poritidae. The record is from the annotation of a GenBank genome assembly.
AUGACACUGAAGAAUUUUACUGAAGGUGAAAACCAGAAAACAGUCGUUGUACUAUCUUGCUCUGCGGUAUUUACUGCAGAGGUACAAGGCGAACUGAUCUUUCUGUCAAUUGUAAACAUCUUUCUGUCGAUUACAGCAGCUCUGGGAAACACUCUGAUCCUAGUUGCUUUACACAAAGAAACUUCACUUCACCCGCCGUCCAAACUCCUGUAUCGUAACCUAGCCGUAACUGAUUUCUGUGUUGGUACCAUUGCGGAGCCUCUCCAUGUUUCCUAUUGGAUUUUUGGAGUGACGGGAAAAUGGGAUAUUUGUUAUCUGGCUCAUUUGAUGGUUUGGCAGCUUAUACCUUUUGUGGAGUGUCUUUAUUAA